Molecule: messenger RNA, 1354 nt
Organism: Lottia gigantea (owl limpet)
Lineage: Eukaryota; Metazoa; Mollusca; Gastropoda; Lottiidae
Exons: 2
Coding region: 83-1006 (307 amino acids)
Biological process (GO): mitochondrial ATP transmembrane transport; mitochondrial ADP transmembrane transport
Cellular component (GO): mitochondrial inner membrane
Molecular function (GO): ATP:ADP antiporter activity
Source: RefSeq, a predicted model, not a curated record
AGACAACAUAAAUAGAUAUUAUACGGAAGUGAUAUCAACGGUUUUGUUUUUCACAGAGAAAUAAGUCAAUACACACUAAACAAUGGCGUCCGAGAAAAAGCCAACAUUAAGCUUUUUUGAAAAUUUUGCCCUCUCGGGUGCUGCCGCUGUCCUUUCUAAAACAGCUGCUGCCCCGAUUGAAAGAGUAAAAUUAUUGGUACAGAACCAAGGAGAGAUGUUAAAACAAGGUGUAUUAAGUGAACCAUACUCAGGAGUGGUUGAUUGUACCAAGAGAACUCUACAAACUGAAGGUUUGCAGUCAUUCUGGAGAGGCAACUUGGCUAACUGUUUGAGAUACUUUCCAACACAGGCAUUAAACUUUGCCUUCAAGGAUCAAAUAAAAGCUGUAUUUAAACAGAAAAAAUCGGAUCCCUAUUUAGUCAACUUCUCUAAGAAUAUUGCUAGUGGUGGAGUUGCUGGUGCCAUGUCACUGUGUUUUGUCUACCAUCUUGAUUAUGCCCGAACACGAUUGGCAAACGAUAUGAAAUCAUCAAAGGGUGAUGGAAAGCGACAAUUCAAUGGUCUGUUAGAUUUAUACAAGAAGACCCUGAAAUCUGAUGGUGUUCCUGGAUUAUACAGAGGAUUUGUCAUCUCUUGUGUUGGAAUCGUCUUCUAUCGAGGAUUCUAUUUUGGUUUAUAUGAUACUCUUAAACCACUGUUAUUAGGUGAUCGUCCUCAUUUAGCUUUAUCAUUUGUUCUUGGUUAUGGUGUAACAGUUACAAGUGGUUUGAUCUCCUAUCCUAUUGAUACUAUUAGAAGAAGAAUGAUGAUGACCUCAGGUCAAGCUGUAAAAUAUAACGGAUCUAUGGAUUGUGCAAUGCAAAUUUUCAAGAAUGAGGGUUCUAAAUCUUUUAUGAAAGGUGCUGGUGCCAAUAUUUUACGAGGAGUGGCUGGAGCUGGUGUUUUAUCAGGAUUUGAUAAAUUUCAAGAUUUGUAUAUCAGAGCUAAGAUAUCACGAAACAAGUAAAUUGUUAAGAGUAAAAGUGGAACGGAUGAAAAAGAAAUCUCAAAGUAUCCCAAAAACAUGGAGCUUGAGGAGAACGUUUUUUAAAGUUUGUCCUUGUCAUUUAAAAAAAAAACAAUAUAUUAUAGCCUUACUGUUUAUGUUAUUUCUAAAAACAAUUUUUUAUAACUGGAAUCACCAAAACCAUUCAAAAUUAUACCAGACGUUGAUAGUAGUUAAAUAUUUACCUCAACUUAAAAUUAUUCAGAUUUACAAAUAUUCAGAAUUUUAUCAAUAACUAUUUUAAAACAAUAUCUUAUGACCUAACUGUAUCUUAUGUAAGUUCUAAAAGCAAUAGCAUAAUCUUACUGU